Messenger RNA from Baudoinia panamericana UAMH 10762, 618 nucleotides. RefSeq lists its product as uncharacterized. The record is from RefSeq and is a predicted model, not a curated record. Bases 111 to 455 code for a protein of 114 amino acids. NCBI's taxonomy places the organism in Eukaryota, Fungi, Ascomycota, Dothideomycetes, Mycosphaerellales, Teratosphaeriaceae. The transcript has a single exon.
AGCUCUGAGCGAUGGCACUGCUCGUCUAUGAGCGCAGACUACGAAGACAAGGGCGAGAUGCAUACGACUCAGGCUGUAUGCCAGCUCCCUCGUGCUGACGACCUGCCUCCAUGGCCCCCUACGGUAUCCUCUGUCCGGAACAGCGACUUCACAAACACCAAGCAGUCACAAGCGCAACAAAGCAGCGGCGUGAAGUCGAUCGGGGGUCUCGUGCUCGACGUCAAUUAAAGACCAACGUCACCACCGUCCAGGAGGCGCACGGUGAAGCUUGGACUUUUAAGGUCUACGACCGAAGUAAGGGAUGGCUGACUGCGCAGCCAGAAAGGCUGAUGAUCGACCCUACCAUCUCACACUCAUCCUCAACACGGAGAGUAACUCACCCUUUGGCCGGGAAGCAGCAUGAAGAAGUACCGCCAGUAAGCAGUUUAAAUCAAGUGAAUUGUAAGCUUCAUUGAUGCUCGAAGCUACCCAACCGAAGUGUAUCCGCAAGCAGGGAAACUGCACGGACAGCUUGCAGCUUUGAGCCGUGCCUUAGGCGCGAAAUUCACUACUCUUUCGCCGGGCGCAAUUUGUGAAAAGCAUUGCCAAAGGCAUCAGCUUGAAAGAACAGGGUUCAAA